Molecule: messenger RNA, 2062 nt
Organism: Nylanderia fulva
Lineage: Eukaryota; Metazoa; Arthropoda; Insecta; Hymenoptera; Formicidae
Gene: Mvl
Product: solute carrier family member malvolio
Biological process (GO): manganese ion transport; iron ion transmembrane transport
Cellular component (GO): endosome membrane; plasma membrane
Molecular function (GO): iron ion transmembrane transporter activity; manganese ion transmembrane transporter activity; cadmium ion transmembrane transporter activity
Source: RefSeq, a predicted model, not a curated record
AUUACUUGACCAACUUCACACUGUUCGCGCAUUCGCGGCAUUCUACAUGAUUCUACAUUCUACUGUUGGCCGGUGAUGCGUACGGAUCUUACACGGUGUAUGUGAGUGCGCGCCUGUGUUACGGCGUAACUAUUUAGUUGCGACAGUCUCGCGAGUGAUCUACGAUUAAUAGAGUAUUGUUUCAAUACAUACAAAAUGCAGCAAAAUAGUUAUGACAUAAAAUCUAGUGGCGAUGUCACUGUCACAACAGUGCCUCAUCAACGUAUGCAUGAAUCAGAGGACAGAAAGGCCACUGAAAAUACUUCUUUGUCUCCAAACAACAAUCAAACCUACUUUGCUGAUGAGAGGGUGCAAGUGCCAGAAACAGCAGGUGGAGGAUUUAGUUUUAGAAAAUUAUGGGCUUUUACGGGACCCGGUUUAAUGUCUAUAGCUUAUCUGGAUCCUGGUAAUAUAGAAUCAGAUUUACAAUCUGGAGUGGUAGCGAGAUAUAAGUUAUUAUGGGUGUUACUAAGCGCUACUAUCUUAGGUCUUGUUAUGCAAAGACUUAGUGCACGUCUUGGUGUAGUAACUGGUCUACAUCUAGCAGAGAUGUGUUACAGACAAUACAAAAAAGUACCUAGAUUAAUUUUAUGGAUAAUGAUUGAAAUAGCUAUUAUUGGUAGCGAUAUGCAAGAGGUGAUAGGAACGGCUAUUGCCCUUUAUCUCUUAUCUAAUAAAAUGAUUCCUAUAUGGGGUGGUGUACUUAUUACAGUAGUUGAUACAUUUACAUUUUUAUUCUUGGACAAAUAUGGCUUGCGGAAAUUAGAACUUUUUUUUGGUUUACUCAUUACCAUCAUGGGUGUUACCUUUGGUUACGAGUACAUCGUUUCCGAGCCUUCUCAAAUAGAUGUUAUAACUGGUAUGUUCGUUCCAUGGUACAAUGGGAUGAAUUACGAUAACAAAGUGCUACUUCAAGCUGUAGGAAUCGUCGGUGCAGUUAUUAUGCCGCAUAAUUUGUACCUUCACAGUGCCUUGGUCAAAUCAAGAGAUAUCGAUCGAAGACAACCCGCAAAGAUUAGAGAUGCCAAUAUGUAUUACUUCAUCGAAGCCUGUGUGGCAUUGUUUGUUUCAUUUAUAAUUAAUGUGUUUGUAGUGGCUGUAUUUGCUCAUGGUCUCUUUGACAAAACAAACAACGAUGUUUACGAAAUUUGCGAGGCGAACAAUUAUACCAUCGGUAUGGAAACUUUUUCUAAAAACAAUGAAACGAUAGAUGCUGAUCUUUACAAAGGAGGAGUCUUCCUCGGUUGUUCCUUUGGCGCGGUUGCAAUGUACAUAUGGGCCGUUGGUAUUUUGGCUGCUGGUCAAUCUUCAACAAUGACGGGCACUUAUGCCGGGCAGUUUGCGAUGGAAGGGUUCCUAAAUCUGCAGUGGGCUCGUUGGAAACGAGUCCUCUUCACUCGAAUGAUUGCUAUAGUUCCUACGUUCUUAGUAGCGUUCUUCGCCGAUAUGGAUAAUUUGAGCGGCAUGAACGAUAUCUUGAACGCUAUAAUGAGCUUGCAAUUACCAUUUGCUACCUUACCUACGGUAGCCUUCACAAGUAGUGUUCAAAUCAUGGGUGAAUUCCGAAAUGGAAUAGUCAACAAGAUUGUAUCGACCGCAUUGUCGGUUGUAGUAAUAGCAAUAAAUAUAUAUUUCGUAAUACAAACUGUUCAAGAAGACCUGCCCCAUAAUUGGGCUAUAUUGCUAGGCAUGUCUGUAUAUGCUAUUUUAUAUCUUAUGUUCUGUGCCUAUUUGGCUAUUCAUAUGGCUGUGAGCAUGGGAGCAACUUCCCUCGGUAACCAUUGGUUUGUUACUAAAUAUAUUGGUACACCCGUGAGUCCUACACUCGGUCUAUCGAAUCCUGCUGUUUAUGCCAGAACAAAUCCUGCAUUCAGCAUUCAAGAAGGUUUGGGUGACAGUUUUACAUCAAUACCAGAACAGUAAUUUCAUCAUUAUCAUUAACGACGACCAUAUGUGCAAUAAAAUCACGUAUAAGCAAUAAACGUCAAAAAUAAUGUUAUUAAUUAUAAUGGAUAUAGAGAAU